Alternaria burnsii is the source of this 1581-nucleotide messenger RNA. Its product is annotated as amino acid transporter. Gene Ontology annotation, molecular function: transmembrane transporter activity. NCBI's taxonomy places the organism in Eukaryota, Fungi, Ascomycota, Dothideomycetes, Pleosporales, Pleosporaceae. The coding region runs from base 1 to 1581 and encodes 526 amino acids. The record is from RefSeq and is a predicted model, not a curated record. Gene Ontology annotation, biological process: transmembrane transport. Gene Ontology annotation, cellular component: membrane. The transcript has 5 exons.
AUGAGUGCGCAGAAAUACGAUGACAGUAAAGAGAAUGGAAUGUCAGCUCUGGCCUUGCAGCGGACUGUGUCUGGGAAGCAUGAGCAAACACAAGCUCCGCAUCAACAUCUAGACCAAAACUUUAACGUUUUGUCUCUCAUUUCGACUGCCACUUCUCUAAUUGCUACAUGGGAAGCACUCGGAUCUACCAUGGCCACCGGCCUCAUAUCUGGAGGCCCGGUGUCACUGGUAUUCGGGUAUAUACUCGCAGUCUUAGGAACUUUGGCGACGGCGUUGAGCUUGUCUGAACUUGCAUCUAUGUACCCUUCAGCUGGAGGUCAGUACUACUUUGUGGUUCAGCUUGCUCCCAAGAAAUUUCGAACAGCAUGGGGAUACGCCGCUGGCUGGAUCUCCGUCUUUGCCUGGCAAACUUUCACUGCAAGUGCUCCGUUUCUUGGUGCAACAAUGCUUCAGGGUACCAUCGUACUCAACUACCCGGAUUAUUCGUAUCAGAGGUGGCAUGGGACGAUGCUGUACUGGGCCUUUCUUGGACUUGCAACACUUGUUAAUGUCUUCGCCAUCAAGAGCUUGCCUUGGGUGUUGCAUGCAACAUUCUUGCUCCAUGUUGUACUCUGGCUUGUUUUAGUCGUCGUUAUCUGCGUUAUCUCGCCCACUAAACAUACCGCCGAAUUCGUUUUCACCACUUACGUCAACGAAUCGGGCUGGAGCAGCGACGGUGUAGCCUUCAGCAUAGGCCUUCUGAGUAGCACGUAUGUGCUUGCUGGAUACGAUAGCGCGACCCAUCUCACCGAAGAGAUCAAAGACCCGGAGCGUAACGUCCCACGAGCUAUGCUAGCAUCCAUCAUCAUCAACGGCGCGAUAGGACUCGGAUGGCUCCUCGUCAUCUUAUUUUGUAUGGGCGAUAUCACCGAAGCGAUGGAGACAACGACCGGAUACCCAAUCAUCGAGAUAUUCUUCCAGAUAAGCCGUAGCAAUGCAGCGGCUUCUGCCAUGACCUGCGCCCUCAUCGUCAUGGCAGCUUUGGCAACGGUACCUCUUGUUCUGACCGCAUCUCGAAUGCUGUGGUCUUUUGCCCAGGACGGCGGACUGCCUUACUCGAAGACACUUAGCAGGGUUAACGAGAGACACCACAUUCCCUUACCGGCGAUAGCAGUGACCAGUGUAUUUCUUAUCUUGAUCGGUCUGCUAAACAUUGGUUCCACUACCGCCUUCAACGCCAUCGUCUCUUUGGGUACCGUUGCCCUAUACAUCUCAUACCUGAUGCCCAUAGUGCUCAUAUUUUAUCGACGGAUAGCUCGCCCAAGCUCACUUUUGUAUGGUCCUUUCCGGCUUGGGAAGCUUGGUAUUGCUAUCAAUCUUGUUUCUAUCGUUUAUACUGUUUAUGUAUCCAUAUUCCUUCUCUUCCCACCAUACCAACCCGUUACGGCUCAGAAUAUGAACUACGCCCCGGUCGUGCUGGGAGGCGUUCUCAUACUGAGCGCCGUGUGGUGGUUCAUAAAAGGAAAAAAUGAGUUCGUCGGGCCGGUCAUGGAUACAAUAGAAGGUCGACCUGCGCUGAGUAGUGCUCAGAGAGACGUAUAG